Messenger RNA from Choloepus didactylus (southern two-toed sloth), 788 nucleotides. It is a transcript of the gene CNFN, whose product is annotated as cornifelin. The record is from RefSeq and is a predicted model, not a curated record. NCBI's taxonomy places the organism in Eukaryota, Metazoa, Chordata, Mammalia, Pilosa, Megalonychidae. The transcript has 5 exons. Bases 292 to 666 code for a protein of 124 amino acids. Gene Ontology annotation, cellular component: cornified envelope.
GGUCAGCGAGACCGGCUCGGCCUCCCGAGCAUCCUUGCCGGAGCCCCGCCCAGGCCCGCGCUGCCUGCCCGAAUAUAAGCAGCCACCGGCUCCAGGCUGAGAAUCAGUGCCCGUGUGGCCCACGCCUCUGUCGCACCAGCGCCAUUGCCAUCGCCAUCACCACCCCACAGCUCCCCUCCCUUGAGAGCCCAGCCCCCAGCCCCCCAGUCCCUAGCAUCCCUUGGACAGCUCUGCCACGGUUGCUGCAGCCACCUCUGCCAUCCCCAGCACCACCUCCUCAGGGCCUGCAAGAUGCAGUUUGAGAUGCACGACAACGUGAGAGGCAAAGCCAUGUCCUACCCUGUGACCAGCCAGCCCCAGUGCGCCAGCACCUGCUACCAGACCCAGCUCAGCGACUGGCACACCGGCCUCACGGACUGCUGCAACGACAUGCCCAUCUGUCUGUGCGGCACGUUCGCGCCUCUCUGCCUCGCCUGCCGCAUCUCCGACGACUUCGGCGAGUGCUGCUGCGCGCCCUACCUGCCCGGAGGCCUGCACUCGCUCCGCACCGGGAUGCGCGAGCGCUACCACAUCCAGGGCUCCAUCGGGCACGACUGGGCGGCCCUCACCUUUUGUCUGCCCUGCGCCCUCUGCCAGAUGGCGCGGGAGCUGAAGAUCCGGCAGUAGAGCUGCCCCCGCCCUCUCCCCGCUUCCCCCGGGUCCCGCCUGGCCUCUUCUGUCCCGUCCCGGGAGGACCUGUCCCUCCGUCCCGGUCCCUCAGGAAAUACACCCUCAAUAAAGAAACCUGA